CGAACAGAAGCCCGUCACGCAGGCACCUCGCGUCAUCGCUCUUCGCUGUUUCUCCCGCUUCCGCAGCAAGGAUGCUCCCUUCGUAUAUCGGUGGCGCAGCUAGCUGUGGCUUGGGCGGAUAAUUCCGCAAUGGCCACCUGGUCUUAUAUAUUGCUCUUCUCUCCAGAACAUCCCACCGCUAUAGCAGAUCGACCCCCGACGUGACGGCGCCCCAAACAACUGCACGAGACUGCAAUGGAAAUUUGCGAAAAAGGCCAAAUCUUUAUUGAGAAAGAAAACGACUACAUUUUUGACCACUCGAAAAUUAUUCUGCGAAGAGCCGACGACGAAUACUUCUACGCGAGGACUAGCCAGUACAUCUUCCGAUCCCCUCAAAUCGACAUCAACGGACUGGAUACAAUUCAAAUCCCUGCGCACCAUGUCUGGCCAUUAGCCGAUCCCAAAUUCACUCGAGCUCCCGAACCUCUACCUUCCACCUGCUACCUGAAGCGACCCAGCCUUCUGUAUUAUGAAAAUACUCCCGACAAACCUGACUACGGUCGUCAGAUUCUGACUGAGGUGGAAGCAUGCGAGGUCUUAAGAAUACACCCACAUCCCAACAUUGCUCAAUACCUGGGCUGCAUCGUUAAAGACGGUAGAAUAAGAGGGCUUUGCUUUGCUAAGUACUCUAUAACUCUCUCGCAGAUGUUAAAGGAUAAGUCACCUUUUCACAGGAGCCAUUGUCUGCGUGGGAUUGAAGCAGGUGUUCGGCAUAUGCAUGACUUGGGGCUUGUACAUAACGAUCUUAACCCAUCAAACAUCAUGAUGGAUGGAGACAAUCCUGUCAUUAUAGACUUUGACUCAUGCAAGCGAGAAGGAGACAAACUAAGUUCGAAGGCAGGAACUUGCGGGUGGACACUGGACGGCGAAGCCUACGCAAGGCGAAACAAUGACCUCUACAGUCUCUCCAAGAUACAAGCAGCCCUUAUAAAAGGAAAUUAAAGGGUGUGUAGCUAGCUCUAUCACUUUCCCGUUGAGUCUUCCCUAGUCGCCUCGCUCU
Messenger RNA from Trematosphaeria pertusa, 1039 nucleotides. RefSeq lists its product as uncharacterized. The coding region runs from base 235 to 981 and encodes 248 amino acids. Lineage: Eukaryota; Fungi; Ascomycota; Dothideomycetes; Pleosporales; Trematosphaeriaceae. The transcript is spliced from 2 exons. Gene Ontology annotation, biological process: protein phosphorylation. The record is from RefSeq and is a predicted model, not a curated record. Gene Ontology annotation, molecular function: ATP binding; protein kinase activity.